Molecule: messenger RNA, 1323 nt
Organism: Melampsora larici-populina 98AG31
Lineage: Eukaryota; Fungi; Basidiomycota; Pucciniomycetes; Pucciniales; Melampsoraceae
Exons: 1
Coding region: 1-1323 (440 amino acids)
Source: RefSeq, a predicted model, not a curated record
AUGACUGAAACUGUCAACCCUAGAAUCCAUCUCAAUGAAAUUGAACAGAUCAGUGACACGCCAAUUACAACUAGCUCAAUACUUUCUCGAAGGCGUGAUUCGAUUAUCAGUGCACCGGUUCCAAUUAAAUUACAACUUGUAAAAGAUACACCAUCUAACAAUAUUGGCGAAAGUGAUUAUCUUCAAAACCCAAACACUCUCUUACCCACCGUACCUGAUCUAACUUUAAACCCACCAAGAACACCCGAAAGCUCUUCACAUCCUACUUUAUCAUUCGAACCUGCACCUUCAUUAAUUUUAAAUUUUGAUACUACACCACUUUCGAUGAGUAUAUCAAAAAAAGAAAACUAUCAACCAGAAGGAUAUGAACCUAAACAACAUUCAAUGGAUUCGAUUAGGAUCGGAGGAAACCAACCAUCCGGUGUGAAUGAUCGAAAAACUAAUUCGGUUUCGAUUAAUCAAGUCUUGAGUUGCUGUGAAGAUCCAUCACAAUCUAAAUGGAAUCCAUGGUCAAUCUUCACCACCACCACUAGAUCCAUGUCACCUGAUCCGAAAUCAUCGAGUAAACCUACCAAUCGAUCAAGACUUUCAUUAUUACCUAUCUCACCUAACAAAUUGAAUUCUAGAUCGAACAAAGCUGAUUCGAAUCAUUCAACUGACAUCAGUGGUCCCAAACCAAAACCUAAUCAACCAUCCAAUCGAAGUCCAAAACAUUCUAAAAGUUUUAUCUUGGGAAAUGGACAAUUACUUAGUUUACCCAAAUCUUUAUCCAACAAACAUUCGGGUCCUACCACACCACCACCACUUAGUCCACCACCUCCACCACCCGGAUCGUCAUCGAAUUAUAACACAUUCAAAGAGAUCAGAAAGAAGUCUCGAAGAGUUUCUGAAUGGCUUUCACCUAUGAAGUAUGAUCGAGAUGCAGAAGAGAUUGAACAAGUCACUGAUCAUUCAUUAAAGUUCAAAACCCAACUGAAACCUAAUGACUUGGUGGAUGGAAGUAGUUCUACUAAGAAUCUUUCGAAUCGGUUGUGGACUUCUACUAGAUCCAUUUCUCAUUCUCGAUCUGAACCGAUGAUCAAAUCAGAAGAAACUUCCCCCAACAGUAGUCAAACUUCUCCUGAUCGAAUCCAACCUGAUCUUACCAAGACUUCUAAUCCUAUUAAAUCAAGUUUGACGAAUGAUCAACUUAAUAAGAAGAUUAAGAAUGUUGAUGAUCCGACUGCUGAUUUGAAGAUUGGUAAUGAAACUAGACAUUCAUUGAGAAAUUCGAAAUUGUUGAACCGAUUGAAACCUGAUUUGAAAAUUAAAUCGAUUUGGUAA